CCCAAAAUCUGAAUAUAAAUCUCUAAUCUAUAUUACACACUAUUUGAUGUAGUAUUUAUUCCGAGAAUCUUAACACACAACAUAAUCUCCAAAAACAACUGUUUUUCCUAUAUUUAUGAAACUCAAGCGAAAACCAAAGACAGAUCCUGCUACAAAACAAAAACCCUUAUUGUGAGUCCAGACUCCUAGUUGAGCAGGGGUUGACGACGCGGUGGUCGGAGGGGCAGUUUGAAAAUCCGAAAGAAAGAUUUAGAGAAGGUUUAUGGCAAAGGAUACAAAGUUGAAAGCUAUGGUCGAUAGGAUUAGUGAGUUACCAGAUGAGUUGCUGAGUCACAUACUCUCCUUUCUUCCUCUUAAUUUCGCUUACACCACCGGUCUUAUUUCCAAGAGGUGGAAAACACUAUGCAAACUCAUGAUAGAUCUCCAUUUUGAUGAUAAACUAGUGAAGGGCGAGGAGGAAUUCCAACGUUUCGGUCGCUGUGUUGACAAAGUCAUGCUAUCCCCAGACAUGAAUAACCAACCUAUUAGAGGCUUUCACCUUAACUGUUGUCAUCCUGAAUUAUUACUUUUCGACUAUGAUCAAUGGAUUGAAGCUGCAAAACUGCGUGGCGUCCAGGAUCUCCAACUCCAACUCUCCGUGUUUCCUUUCAAGACUGCUUACGAAAUGUCUAAGUGGGAGUCGCGCACCAAAUCCAUGGAGGAUAAGUUUAUCUCCGUAGCACCCAACAACAUUUUUAGCUGUCGAACCCUUGUGAUUCUCAAACUCGAGAGGUUAUGUGUGGCUGGCAAUAUUUUGUCGGUUCAUCUUCCCUUGCUUAAAACCCUUCAUUUGAAGAGUGUUUAUUUACAAAAUUCAGACAAUCUCAAGAAGCUGAUAUCUAAAUCAUUGGUUCUUGAAGAUUUAUAUGUUAUGGUUGGCUACAAAGAAAGGGCAAGUAUUCCACUCGCACGAGUAGAUAAGGGUCCAUUUCAUGUUUUAUUUAAAGCAGUAUAUCAUAACCUUCAGUUUCUACGGUUAGACGUGAAGCGUCCCAAUGAAAAGAUCCUUUCCUAUUUCAAAGACUCUUUAGUUUUUCGAAACUUGAUCCAGCUUGACUUAGUAUUUGAGUUCUUUUAUGGCUGGGAUGACUUAAAGGACAUGCUUCAGAAUUGUCCCAACCUUGAAGUUCUUUUAAUUCAUGAGGAGAUUAUCCCCAAGCUUCAAGACAUAGUUAUCGGAUGUGAGUGGACAGUGGAUGUCAGAAACGGGUUUUACACAAUCUGGAAAAGUCCAAAUUUUGUUCCUAAAUGCAUUUCAUCUCGCCUCAGAUAUUGCACCUUAACCUAUGAAGGCAUGGAGGAUUCACUUCGAUUUGCAGAAUAUGUUUUACAGAAUGCUCGACUUCUACAAGUCAUGACAGUAAAAACUACAAUGUUUACCAGAUCAGUUUACCACCAGAAAAUAUUAGAUGAACUAAACUCAUGUCCAAAGAUUUCACCCUUUUGUAAACUUUCAAUAGAAUUAUAGUUUUCCAGA
This is a messenger RNA of Lathyrus oleraceus (garden pea), 1516 nucleotides long. Its product is annotated as F-box protein At4g09920. Bases 263 to 1507 code for a protein of 414 amino acids. The transcript is spliced from 4 exons. Gene Ontology annotation, molecular function: protein binding. The record is from RefSeq and is a predicted model, not a curated record. NCBI's taxonomy places the organism in Eukaryota, Viridiplantae, Streptophyta, Magnoliopsida, Fabales, Fabaceae.